UGACAGCAACCAGUCAUUCACUGGCACCUCAAAGUGAUUUGGAUUCCAGUAGCUCCGAAGAAUUCUAUCAAGCUGUUCACCAUGCUGAGCAAUCAUUUAGAAAAAUGGAGAAUUAUUUAAAGCAACAACAACUCUGUGAUGUCAUCCUGAUUGUUGGGAAUCGAAAGAUACCUGCACAUAGGCUUGUUCUGAGUUCUGUCUCUGACUACUUUGCUGCCAUGUUUACAAGUGAUGUUUGUGAAGCCAAGCAAGAGGAGAUCAAGAUGGAAGGCAUAGAUCCAAACGCACUCUGGGAUCUUGUUCAAUUUGCAUAUACAGGUUGCUUGGAAUUAAAAGAAGAUACUAUUGAAAAUCUUCUUGCAGCUGCGUGCCUUCUUCAGCUUCCUCAAGUAGUAGAAGUAUGUUGUCACUUCCUCAUGAAACUUCUGCAUCCAUCAAACUGUUUAGGAAUCCGGGCAUUUGCAGAUGCUCAAGGAUGCAUUGAAUUAAUGAAGGUGGCUCACAGCUACACCAUGGAAAACAUAAUGGAAGUAAUCAGAAAUCAAGAAUUUUUACUCCUUCCAGCUGAAGAGCUCCAUAAACUACUGGCCAGUGAUGAUGUAAAUGUUCCUGAUGAAGAGACCAUCUUCCAUGCAUUAAUGAUGUGGGUCAAGUAUGACAUGGAGCGGAGAUGCAGUGACUUGAGUAUGCUCCUUGCCUUCAUAAGACUGCCAUUGCUUCCACCACAGAUACUGGCUGACCUUGAAAACCAUGCACUAUUUAAGAAUGAUUUGGAAUGCCAAAAACUGAUUCUGGAAGCAAUGAAAUAUCAUCUAUUGCCAGAAAGAAGAACUUUAAUGCAAAGCCCGAGAACUAAGCCCAGGAAAUCUACAGUUGGAACUCUUUAUGCAGUGGGGGGAAUGGAUAAUAAUAAAGGAGCUACAACCAUAGAGAAAUAUGACCUCAGAACCAAUCUGUGGAUCCAGGCAGGAAUGAUGAACGGCAGGCGGCUUCAGUUUGGUGUAGCUGUUAUUGAUGACAAGCUCUUUGUAAUUGGAGGUCGAGAUGGCUUGAAGACAUUGAACACCGUUGAAUGUUACAAUCCCAAAACCAAGACAUGGACUGUUUUACCACCGAUGUCAACACAUAGGCAUGGUCUAGGAGUAACUGUGCUUGAAGGGCCUAUUUAUGCAGUGGGAGGCCAUGAUGGCUGGAGCUACCUGAACACAGUGGAAAGGUGGGAUCCCCAGAGCCAGCAGUGGACAUAUGUGGCUAGUAUGUCCAUUGCUCGGAGCACUGUUGGCGUAGCAGCACUGAAUGGCAAGUUAUAUUCAGUUGGGGGCCGAGACGGAAGCUCUUGUUUAAGUUCAAUGGAAUAUUAUGAUCCUCAUACAAAUAAGUGGAGCAUGUGCGCCCCGAUGUGUAAGAGGAGAGGGGGAGUUGGAGUGGCCACCUGUGAUGGUUUCCUUUACGCGGUGGGUGGCCACGAUGCUCCAGCCUCAAACCACUGUUCCCGGCUCCUGGACUAUGUGGAAAGGUAUGAUCCAAAAACAGACACAUGGACUAUGGUGGCUCCUUUGAGUAUGCCUCGAGAUGCUGUUGGUGUCUGUCUCCUUGGUGACAGGCUAUAUGCUGUUGGUGGCUAUGAUGGACAAACAUACCUCAAUACCAUGGAAUCCUAUGAUCCACAAACUAAUGAGUGGACACAGAUGGCUUCUUUGAAUAUCGGGAGAGCAGGUGCCUGUGUGGUUGUCAUCAAGCAACCUUGACAGACUUGUAUAUUUUGGGGGGUUUUCUUUGCCACUGUGGUUGUUUUAUAUCAGAUGGUAAGGAUAAGGAAGGGAUUCCUGAGAUAAGAACGUCUCAGGAACUGGAUUUUUAUAGAUUUACUUGCUGGUGCCAAAAGGAGUAAAAGGUCAAACAGAAUUAAGGGAAAAAAAGAAAUCAC
Acomys russatus (golden spiny mouse) is the source of this 1927-nucleotide messenger RNA. It is a transcript of the gene Klhl1, whose product is annotated as kelch like family member 1. Bases 105 to 1748 code for a protein of 547 amino acids. The record is from RefSeq and is a predicted model, not a curated record. Lineage: Eukaryota; Metazoa; Chordata; Mammalia; Rodentia; Muridae. The transcript is spliced from 10 exons. Gene Ontology annotation, molecular function: protein binding.